AUGGCAAGAUUAGUUCAUAACGUACAGAAAAAGCAACAUAGAGAGAGGGGGCAGAAGGAUAGUAGAGCCAGGUAUGGUUUGCUUGAGAAGAAGAAAGAUUACAGACUAAGAGCUGCGGAUUACCACAAGAAGCAAGCUGCUCUUAAGGCUUUAAAGGAGAGGGCUAAACAACAUAAUCCAGAUGAAUACUACCAUGCCAUGACAAGGCGGCGUACCGAUGAUAAGGGGAUUUUGAUAGCCGAUAGAGGUAAUGAAGUUUUGAGUGUGGACCAAGUCAAGUUGUUAAAGACUCAAGAUGUCAACUAUGUGCGAACCAUGCGUUUAAACGAAUUGAACAAAAUUCAGAGGCAGCAAGAUGGAAAACUUUUCCAAGGAUCUGGGAAGCAUACUGUUUUUGUUGACUCUGAAAAAGAACGUCAACUGUUUACCCCAGAAGCGUAUUUCGGCACUGAUAGCUCUUUAGUUGACAAUAGGGAAAACCGUCUUCGAAAUGAACAGCUUUACUCAAAUACAACUUUGGUCGACUCACUGCUGCUCACCCCCAAGGCCAAGGAUAAAGCCGAUGAGAAGAAACUCAAACAAUACAAGUCGUUACAGAGAAGUAUAGCAAAAGAAAAACAACUACGUGAAGUUGAAACUAUUAUGAACCAAAAUUUGGAAAAGAUGAAGAAUGGAAAUAAAAAGAAAAUUGUUGACAAUAAUGGCAAAGUGCAUUUCAAAUGGAAGAAUCAACGGAAAAGGUGA
Messenger RNA from Lodderomyces elongisporus, 744 nucleotides. RefSeq names its product rRNA-processing protein. The transcript has a single exon. The record is from RefSeq and is a predicted model, not a curated record. Gene Ontology annotation, cellular component: small-subunit processome; nucleolus. NCBI's taxonomy places the organism in Eukaryota, Fungi, Ascomycota, Pichiomycetes, Serinales, Debaryomycetaceae. Gene Ontology annotation, biological process: rRNA processing. The coding region runs from base 1 to 744 and encodes 247 amino acids.